UUUAGGCAUAAAGCAAAGCUCGUUAACCAAGCCCUGUUUAAAAAAAAAAAAUAAACAACAACAACAACAAUAGACAAUAGACAGUUGCAAACGUUUGCCAUGUUGUUGCUGCUGUAGAAUCGCCACAGUUACAAAUAGAAAAAAAAAACGUGCCUAAAUAUCACAUCCUGGCUGCAAGCGUGUAUUAAGAAAUUGAAAUAUAACUUGCCUAAAAUACGAUUAUGUCACCCAAGGACGGCGGUGGCAUUGACCUCACCAAGCACAACAACAAAUAUACGCUCAGCCACACCACAACGCCGCCAGGCACGCAGCUGGGCCAGGAGAAGGCUACCGAUGGCAGCGGUGAAAAGACAGCCACGCCAACGGCCAAGCGCACCUGGCGCGAGAAGCUGCGCCUGGUGGCCAACAACAUCACGGUGGAGCCCAUACUAGCGGCAUAUAUUAUGCCCAGUGUGCUCUCGAAUCUGGCCACGCAGAACCUCAACUUAGAGAAGGCGUGUCGUGUGAACAUGGCCUACGGAGACGAGAUCUGCGAUGCGCUCACCCGCCGCCAAACGGCCAACUACACGCUCGAGGAGGAGACAGUGCAACAGAUGGUCGCUCGGAUGGCCGCAUGGAAGACGGUGAUUCAGUCGCUGUUUCCCUGCCUUCUGAUCCUGUUCUGGGGCUCGUGGAGCGAUCGCCAUCGCCGUCGCAAGCCGUGCAUCCUUAUACCAGUGGUUGGUGAGUUCCUCGGCGUUGUCGGCCUUAUGCUCUGUGUCUACUUUGAGAACGCGCCAAUGGAGGCGGCCGCUCUAACGGAGGCCAUUUUUCCAUCGCUCAGCGGUGGCUGGUUCACCAUGCUGAUGGGCGUCUUUAGCUACAUUGCGGAUAUAACCACCGAGGAGGAGCGCACCCUGCGCAUCGGCAUACUCAACGUCUGCUUCUCGGUGGGCGUGCCCAUUGGCAUGGCCUUUAGCGGUGUCCUGCUCAAGCAAAUCGGGUUCUAUGGCGUAUUCUCCAUCUCGGCGGCCUUCUACGUGCUGGCCUUUGUGUAUGGCUUCUUUUUUCUGGAAGAGCCCGUGGCACGACCCGAAAAGACCGCCCCGCAGAAGAGUCUGCUGGCGGAUUUCUUCGACAAGGAGCAUGUGGUGCAAACCUUCCGUGUGGCCUUCAAAAAGGGCGAGAAUCAGCGUCGUCAGCGGGUCAUCCUCUUGAUGAUUGUCGUCAUGGUGAUCAUUGGGCCACUUCAUGGCGAGAUGGCAGUCACGUAUCUGUUCACGCGCUUCCGGUUCAACUGGUCCGAGGUGGAGUUCAGCUUCUUCUCCACCUAUGCAAUGUUCACGGGCCUCAUUGGCGUCAUCUUCUGUGUGGGCAUACUCUCGCACAAGCUGAAUAUCGAUGAUGCGCUGGUGGGCGUGCUCUCCAGCACCUCAAAGAUAUUGUCGUCCUUUGUGUACGCCUUUGCCACGCUGCCGUGGCACAUGUAUCUGGGCGGACUGGUUGAGAUCUUUAAUGGCACCGCGUUCAUAGCCAUGCGCUCGAUAGCCACCAAGCUGGUGUCCAAGGAUGAGCUGGGUAAGGUCAAUUCGCUGUUUGGCGUCGCCGAGGCACUCAUGCCCAUGGUCUUUGCGCCCAUGUAUACGACUCUGUACGCGGCCACGCUCCGGGUGCUGCCGGGCGCCUUCUUUCUACUCGGCGGCGGCCUAACUGUCUUCUCCGUGGGCAUCUUUCUUUGGAUGUACCGCUUCCAGGUGCGGCAGCGUCGCAACGAGUCGCGCUCGGACACGGAGCACGGCUCCAUACGAGAGCCUAAUGGCAACAUCAAUGCCGUCGAGGCUCUGGCUCUGGCCAGCGAGGCCAAGGGCCAGCUGAAUGGCAUCAUUGCAAAUGUGAUACACGAGUCCCUGGAACAUGCUGAGGCACAUUCAAGCCCAACGGCAACGGCGACGGUGACGCGGCAAAAUGGCAUUGAGAAUCGUGGCUAUGUGCAGGACGCACUGGAUGCCAAGGUCAAAGAUACCUAGAAGCACGUACCCGUCUGCUAUAUGUAUA
Messenger RNA from Drosophila novamexicana, 2034 nucleotides. Its product is annotated as solute carrier family 46 member 3. Lineage: Eukaryota; Metazoa; Arthropoda; Insecta; Diptera; Drosophilidae. The transcript has 5 exons. The record is from RefSeq and is a predicted model, not a curated record. Gene Ontology annotation, cellular component: membrane. Gene Ontology annotation, molecular function: transmembrane transporter activity. The coding region runs from base 222 to 2006 and encodes 594 amino acids. Gene Ontology annotation, biological process: transmembrane transport.